GCCCUCGCCCUCCCUCUCCGGAGCGGGCGGAGUCGGCACUUCCGCGGGGCGGGGUCUGCCCAGUGCUGACGUUGGCAGCCGAACCCGGCCGGAGUAGUUCGAGGCUGCCGGCUGCGCUCUCCGGUUGUUGGACUCUUGCUUCUCGUCCCUGCGCCCCGCUCGCCCCCGGCGCGCCCCCCCCACACACACACUCACCCAUCCUCGGCUCCUCGGACCGCUGUGGUUGGCGGCUGCCCGGCGCUCCGGUGCUCCCAACGCUCGGGCAUCCCAGGCCCGGUGACCGUAGGUGGCGUAAAGCGCCGCGAACCGAGCCUCCCGGCGGCCCGGGAGCGGCGAACGAGCGAGUCCGAGGGAUUCCUGGGCAGGUGGCGCCGCGAAGAUGGUCGCCAAGCAGAGGAUCCGGAUGGCCAACGAGAAGCACAGCAAGAAUAUCACUCAGCGCGGCAACGUCGCCAAGACCUCGAGAAAUGCCCCCGAAGAGAAAGCGUCGGUAGGACCCUGGUUAUUGGCCCUCUUCAUUUUUGUUGUUUGUGGCUCUGCAAUUUUCCAGAUUAUUCAGAGUAUCAGGAUGGGCAUGUGAAGUGACUGACCUUAAGACGUUGCCAUUCUCCUGUGAAUUUUAGCUUGAACUCAUUCCUGAUGUUCGCUGCCCUGGUUACAAACAAUUGAGUAAAUCGUCCUGCCUCAGAAUGACGUUUUCAUAUCAUUCUUCACGUGGCAUUCCAAGGUUUCUUCAAGAGCCAUUCCAGGUUUUCCAGUCCAUACCACAGUGCCUUGCAAAAGCACCACAUGAAUAAGCAAUAAAAUUUGAUUAUUAAGCUCCAAUAGUAGACUGUACUUAUUCAGUACAGAAUGAGUUUUAUGUGGUUGUUAAAACUUACGGCUAAUUAGAUUAAAUCUCUGUAGCCAGGGUAUAGAUUUUGUUAACCCUAAUGUGUAAAUGCAAUUAGCUUAACUUAAAUUUUGGAAUCUUAAGGUUUUCUAUAGCUAGGCACUUUAUUACUCUCUUGAAUGGAAAGCACACUCCAUUAUAGGGUCAUCAUGUAACUAUCCUAUAAUAAGGUGCUUAAACGUGGACAACUACACAGCCUAGUUUCACACAAUCGUCCUCACCUAAAAUGUUUGAAAAGCUUCAAGGGCAUACUAUAAGUACCGGUUCUUACGGCUGCAUCUGUGUUACCGACAAUGUUUCUGUUACACAGCCUUGAAUUUUGCAUGAGUAAGUAUAGUCACCUACGAUCGAUCGCGUUUGGAACUCGGUGGAGCAUUUUGUAACGUAAUCAGUGAUUGCAGUUUCACUAAAAGCUAUCAUGUGGAAUGAAAUUAGGGAAGGUUUGCCUGUGUCAUACUGAUUUCACCAGAAUGAAUUAACAAGGGGUUUUCUGUGCUAGAAAACACUUCAGGGGGAAAGACUGUAGGAAGUGAAUGCCUCCUCAGGACAUGUUGAGUCUAGUGUGCCAUAAGAUAUCUUAGCAUGUUGAUUGCACUUUUAAUACCAAAAAGGCACAUCAGCUAAAAAGUUAUAAUUGACAUGUCUGUAGGGUACGAGGUCUGUCACUCUAAAGUAGCAUUUGAAAUGAAAUGAACUUACUGAUAAGGAUCAGUCUCGUCUUCCUUUGUCUGACUUGAUAGGUUGUGAUUGAUCAAAUCUUUUUACUGAUAGGGUGAGAGUGAUGAGGCAGGGUUGUGGUUUCCUGGCGCUGUCAAAAACUGCAAGUCCUGACUAUUUAUGGACUUAGUCAGAACUUGGUGCAGAACCCAAGCAAUUUCUGUGUUUAUGAAUUGGAAGAAGCCUGCUUAUGUUUGCUUUGUCAAUUGCCUUGUUCCUGAGGCAGUUUCUUGAAAUAAACUGUUUUCAAAGGAACAGAAGGGAACUUUGCUACCUGUUCUGUAAGCAGUAUAAGCCUCGGGGCUUUGUUUCCCCUCGGAUGUAGAGGAGAGGGAAGGAAGGGGUGGUGAGGGAUGUGAAGUGUUUGUGGACAGAAAAGAAAGCUGGCUAUGGGGCUGCGGGGUCACUGAUGCUUACCUGCCUCUUCACCCAUAAGUGAAUCCCUACACGUGAUUCCCUCUGAAGCAAGUCUUGGUUAACUAAUUCUAUUUUAUUAUAACUUUAAAAGUGAAAGAUAAUUCUCUAAAUUUAUAGCAGGUGCCUUAUUUCCUUUGAAGCAAAUCAUUCCAUACCAGAAUUUCCCUCGGUUUACUAUGGAUAAUUGGCUUUAAGGUAUUUUUGUUUUUAAACAUACAAUGUUUUAAUUGAUUUGUUGAAUUGUACAGCAAUCAUUUCACAUUUGUAAAAUUACACCCCUCUGUAUCAUGUAAUUCACCUAUCGAGUACAUUUUACAUUCAGGUUGGGUUAUGCAUGUCUGGGUCAAUGAAAGCUAUGUCUGUUGGAUUUAUGGUUUAAAAUAAAGUUCCCUGGAUAUUUGA
Microtus oregoni (creeping vole) is the source of this 2428-nucleotide messenger RNA. It is a transcript of the gene Serp1, whose product is annotated as stress associated endoplasmic reticulum protein 1. The transcript is spliced from 3 exons. Gene Ontology annotation, biological process: endoplasmic reticulum unfolded protein response. Lineage: Eukaryota; Metazoa; Chordata; Mammalia; Rodentia; Cricetidae. Gene Ontology annotation, cellular component: endoplasmic reticulum. Bases 380 to 580 code for a protein of 66 amino acids. The record is from RefSeq and is a predicted model, not a curated record.